Paramecium tetraurelia is the source of this 372-nucleotide messenger RNA. RefSeq lists its product as uncharacterized. The record is from RefSeq and is a predicted model, not a curated record. NCBI's taxonomy places the organism in Eukaryota, Ciliophora, Oligohymenophorea, Peniculida, Parameciidae. Gene Ontology annotation, molecular function: carbon-sulfur lyase activity. The transcript is spliced from 2 exons.
AUGGAACAAUUAUUUUAAGGUGGUUGUCAUUGUUGCAAAGUAUUAUUCGAAUUCAAUGGACCUCUUGAAAUGGAAGUAAUCUAGUGUAUUUGUUCUAUUUGUCGUAUGAAACAAAACCAUCAUGUUCUAAUUCCUCAGUCUAAGUUCAAGUUGUUGACAAGCAUGGAAGAACUUAGUUUAUACACUUUUAAUACCAAACAAGCUAAACAUUACUUUUGUAAGACAUGUGGAGUGCAAUCCUUUUUUUAUCCAAGAUCUAAUCCAAACAUGGUAGCUGUAACAAUUUAUUGCUUGCAACUACCACAGAAUGUCAAGCUAACCAAGGUCACUCAAGGACUCGAAUAAUCCAUUAAAACCAUGGUUCAGCCAUGA